AUGUCUGACAUGGAGGAUGAUUUCACAUGCAAUGAUGAGGAGCACUACGACCUGGAAUACUCUGAAGAUAGUAACUCUGAACCAAAUAUGGAUUUGGAAAACCAGUACUACAAUUCCAAAGCAUUGAAGCAAGAUGACCCAAAAGCAGCAUUAAGCAGUUUCCAAAAGGUUUUGGAGCUUGAAGGUGAAAAAGGAGAAUGGGGAUUUAAAGCACUGAAACAGAUGAUUAAAAUAAAUUUCAAGUUGACAAACUAUCCAGAAAUGAUGAACAGAUAUAAACAACUAUUGACCUACAUUCGGAGUGCAGUCACAAGGAAUUAUUCUGAAAAGUCUAUUAACUCUAUUCUUGAUUAUAUCUCUACUUCAAAACAGAGUUCUGAUAUUUUGCGUCAUAUGGAUUUACUGCAGGAAUUCUAUGAGACAACACUGGAAGCUCUGAAAGACACUAAGAAUGAUAGGCUGUGGUUUAAGACAAACACAAAGCUUGGAAAAUUGUAUCUAGAACGAGAAAAAUAUGUAAAGCUUCAAAAACUUUUGCGCCAGUUGCAUCGGUCAUGCCAGACAGAUGAUGGAGAAGAUGACCUUAAAAAGGGUACACAAUUAUUGGAAAUUUAUGCAUUAGAAAUUCAAAUGCAUACAGCACAGAAAAAUAACAAAAAACUUAAAGCAUUGUACGAACGGUCGCUGCACAUCAAAUCAGCCAUCCCCCAUCCACUGAUCAUGGGUGUCAUUAGAGAAUGUGGUGGUAAAAUGCACUUAAGAGAAGGUGAAUUUGAGAAGGCUCACACUGAUUUUUUUGAAGCAUUCAAGAAUUAUGAUGAAUCAGGGAGUCCCAGACGAACCACUUGCUUAAAGUAUCUGGUCUUAGCAAACAUGCUAAUGAAAUCUGGAAUAAAUCCAUUUGACUCUCAGGAGGCAAAGCCAUAUAAAAAUGACCCAGAGAUUCUAGCAAUGACCAAUUUAGUAAGUGCCUAUCAGAAUAAUGACAUCACUGAAUUUGAGGAGAUUCUGAAAAAAAAUCACAGCAACAUCAUGGGCGAUCCCUUCAUAAGGGAGCACAUUGAAGAGCUUUUGCGAAACAUCAGAACACAAGGGCUUAUAAAAUUAAUUAAGCCUUACAGAAGAAUACGUAUUCCUUUUAUUUCGAAGGAAUUAAACAUAGACGUAGCCGAUGUGGAGAGCUUGCUGGUACAAUGCAUAUUGGAUAACACUAUUCAUGGCCGAAUUGAUCAAGUCAACCAGCUCCUUGAACUGGAUCAUCAGAAGAAGGAUGAUGCCCGAUAUACUGCACUAGAUGAAUGGACCAACCAGCUAAAUUCUCUCAACCAAGCUGUAGUCAGUAAACUGGCUUAACA
Messenger RNA from Trichosurus vulpecula (common brushtail), 1355 nucleotides. RefSeq names its product COP9 signalosome complex subunit 2-like. Gene Ontology annotation, molecular function: protein binding. NCBI's taxonomy places the organism in Eukaryota, Metazoa, Chordata, Mammalia, Diprotodontia, Phalangeridae. The transcript has a single exon. The record is from RefSeq and is a predicted model, not a curated record. Gene Ontology annotation, cellular component: COP9 signalosome. The coding region runs from base 1 to 1353 and encodes 450 amino acids. Gene Ontology annotation, biological process: protein deneddylation.